Messenger RNA from Rotaria sordida, 957 nucleotides. The record is from the annotation of a GenBank genome assembly. Lineage: Eukaryota; Metazoa; Rotifera; Eurotatoria; Philodinida; Philodinidae.
AUGGUCAGUAACAUAACUUUUUCCAAUUUACAACAAAUUCUAAUUCGUGCACCUCUCUGUUAUUAUUAUUCAUCACAAAAAUCUGCAUGUUUACAAGAAAUUAGUUCAUCCUAUUUACAUCGAUUAGGACCAGGUCAACUACCAUUCGAACAUUCUAUUACAAAUCAUGAUAGUACAUCAUUUAUUCCAUGUAUGCUUAUACCUCAUGGUGCUUAUUGUGAUUCAGGACCACUUUAUGCUCACGGUUACUAUUGGAUAAAUUCAUUUGUUUUCGAUACAGCACUUAUUAUAGGAACAAAUCAUGGUGGAAUGGGUUCAUCUAAUGUGAGUUUGUCACCUGACAAUUGGCAAACACCACUUGGUGUUAUGGAAAUUGACACAGAUUUAUUUAAUACACUUAUCUCAGUCUUAGGUAUUCAAACAAUUGAUAGAGAAGCUCAUCGAACAGAACAUUCAAUAGAAAAUCAAUUACCAUUUUUAAAACAUUUACGACCAAAAGCAAAAUUUGUUGCAUUAUCAUUUUCAAGAUUAAAUGAUUUAAAUCAAGGAUAUAAAGUAUGUGAACAAAUUACAAAAGCAAUCAAUUUAUAUCGACAACAAACAGGUAAACGAUUAGUUAUUAUUUCCACGACGGAUUAUACUCAUUACGGUCCUGGUUAUGGUCAAAUUCGAGCAGAAAAUUUAUCUGAAAAUGAAGAACAUGCUCGUAUUCAUGAUAAACCUAUUAUACAAUCGAUUUUAUCGAAUGAUCCUGAGAGACUCUUACAAACUCAAUGGACAACUCAAAAUUCAAUGUGUGGACUUUGGCCAUCAUUAAUUGUCAUGAUUUUAUCAAAAAUAUUGAAUAAUAAUCAAGGACAUUGGAAACUUCUUUGUUAUAAUGUCAGUUCAGAAGUUAUGAACAGUGGCAAAGAUGUUUGUGGUUUUGCAUCACUUGUAUAUUCGAACACUUUGUGA